Messenger RNA from Lycium barbarum (goji berry), 1914 nucleotides. RefSeq lists its product as uncharacterized. Bases 791 to 1270 code for a protein of 159 amino acids. The record is from RefSeq and is a predicted model, not a curated record. Gene Ontology annotation, molecular function: RNA-DNA hybrid ribonuclease activity; nucleic acid binding. Lineage: Eukaryota; Viridiplantae; Streptophyta; Magnoliopsida; Solanales; Solanaceae. The transcript is spliced from 2 exons.
GCAGAUUCCUCAGGUGGUUCAAUGGAAAGGAGGCUCACAAGUUUGGAAGAUGAUGUUGGAAGCAAGGGAAAGUAUUGAGCAGGAAAUCUAGCGGGUACCAAAGAUUGGAAGUUCAAACAUCUAGGUUGAUAAUUGGACUAAGUCAGGUGCUCUCAACUAUGUGGUUCCCCAGACCUGGCAUAUCAAUGAUCAUGCUGAAGAUGUUUCUGAGCUUAUUUCAAAUGGAAGAUGGGAUAUUAACAAACUCAUGCAGCUGUUUCCUAAAGAUAUAGUGCAGCAUAUAACACAUGAAAUUGAUAUUAAAUAUGCAUCAAAUGAAUGGGACAGAUCUUAGUAGAUGAUGACAAGUACAGGAAGGUUUACAGUAAGUAGUGCAUCGGAGCUGUUAAGACAAAAAGCUAAUGUAACAGUGCCAUUUCAGAAUAUGUGGAUUAAAGGUGUGCUUUAAAAUUUCAUUCUUCUUGUGGAGAUUGUGGAAGUUUAAAGUGUCAAUUGAUGAAGUGGUGGCAAGGAUUGGCAUUCCUAUAGUUUCAAAAUGUUGUUGCUGCUAUACUGCUCAAAAUGAGACUAUUAACCAUCUGUUUCUGUGUGGAGAUUUUGCUACCAAGGUAUGGAGAGUCUUUAAUGCAGGGGCUGGAUUGAGCAUGAAUUGUAUUCAGGUGAAACAUGCUAUUAGAAGUUGGUGGGAAGCAAAAUGCCAUUACAAAUUGAAGAUGAUAUACAAAGCAGUUCCUGCUUUCAUUGUAUGGCAAAUAUGGAAGUGGAGAAACAAUAAGCUACAUGUGGUAAUAUGAAUCUGAAUAGAGUGAUAUAUGAAAUACAUAUGAACAUUUACAUGUUAUGUAAAGUUCAGUUUCCUGGGCUGAAUAUUCCAUCUAGAUGGCAUCAGAUUACUCCGUUUUUUGAAGGGUAUAAGCCAACUGUUAUCUGCAAAGUUAUUAAAUGGAUGAGACCUGCAUCUGGAGUCUACAAGUGUAAUACUGAUGGAGCUGCUAACGGAAAUCCAGGACCAAGUUCUGCUGCAUUUUGCAUCAGAAAUGAAAAUGGUGAUUUGGUGUAUGCAGCUGCUAAAACUCUAGUUGAUAGCUCAAAUAUAGUUGUUGAGGCUAUUAGAAUGGGAUUGAUGUACUGUGUGGAUAAGCAACUCUUUCCAUUGACUAUAGAGACUGAUUCCAUGACCAUGAAGAUGAUUAUCAAUGUUGAAUGGAAGAUCCCUUGGAGCAUUUCAAUGUUGGUGGAUGAUAUCAAAAGGUACAGUUCAGUUUCAUAAUUUUCAGGAGCUACCAAGUCAAGCUAAGAAGAUUCUGAAUUUGGAAAAAAUAGGAAUAACUUGAGAGUAAGAACUAUACAAGACAAAGCACCAGAUUGAAGUCCACGAUUCCAGAAGUAUAAGCCAUUGCUAAGUAUAGAAUUUCAACAGAAUAUGAGCUAUUGCAGCAUAUGUAUUAGGGUGGUAUUAGUGUGCUUGUCAUGCUCAUUCCUUAAUAUAAAUGUUAUGAUGUUCAUGAUAUAUGUAGCAGAAUGUACUGGUUAUGGAUCAAGCAAGAUAGUGGCUUGGUUUUCAUGCAAAAGGUGAUAUAUACAGAAAUAUACAACUACUUUCAAGCUUGCCUGAAGAAUGAUUCAUAUGACUUGAUACUUUCCACCUGUGAGACUUUGAAGGUGUGAUAGAAGUUAUCAAGCCAAGGCUCUUGGAUUCUAGUUGAUGAAAAUCUGUUGAUGUCUACUUCUGCUGGCCAUAUUCCACUAGAUUUUCCUUUGUUUUCUGUUAUUUUCUUUAUUUGGAUCAAUCUUGUUGGAUUGAUCCUUAUUUUCUGUUCUUUGUUUUUAGCUGGAUUAAUCUCCUCUGGAUUGAUGUGUACAUAUUUUCUUUAUCAAUAAAAUUCCACCUUAAUGGUGGCCUUUACUCAAAAA